UCGUUAUGGUCACGAAGUAAAGAAUUGUGAUAGUAAACAUCGGUGUUCGAAGUGCAAUAAGGCACAUCAUACAUUGUUACAUCGGGAAGAUAUUACAUUGGGUAAUUCGACAUCUGAUGUCCCUCAAAAUUCGAGUUCCAGUCCAUCUAGUUUGGGAAAUAAUGCAACAUCACCCCGCCAGGUGUUCCACACCGCACAGAACAAAUCUGUACUUUUAGGUACGGCGGUUGUGAAUAUCGUUCACCAAGGUGUUUGUAUCCUGCUAGGGCGCUAAUAGAUCCUGCGUCAGAGUCCUCUUUUAUUUCAGAGCGACUCCAAAAUCGUUUCAAGCUUCCCGUAUAUCCUGCUAAUGCUGUUGUGUCAGGAGUUAAUCGUUCCCUCUCGGCUUCUGCAAGUAAAGUCCACUCGAUAAUUCUUUGGCAUUAGAAACAAGUGUUUUAGUGUUGCCUACUAUUUCAGAAAAUCUUCCGUCAUUUGGGGCCAAUUCUGACUUGAGAACCCGAAUCCCCGACAUUCGCUUGGAGUUAGGAGCCGAUCUUUACCCCAAUAUUGUUUUAGAUGGUUUUCGUUCGUUUUUGUCUGGAGCUUAGCUGGCUCAAAAUUCAGUGUUCGGCUGGCUUGUCACGGGUCCUAUACCAGCAGCACAGGACCACCAAUAAUAGAGCAUUUGUGGAUCGAUCCCCCCUGAGCUUUUGGUUGACGCUCAAUUAUUAUCGUAUGUUGGAGCUAGUAGUCACAAACCUGUGGGCGUUAGGUGAAAUUUGAUUUUAGAUUUUUUGUCUACUUUGCAGUUAACUCUACGGUUAAUAACCCCAGUUAAACUAAGAGGGAAGUUCUUUCGGCUUUUGCGAAAAUGUUUCAUCCCCCAAUGAUUGUUGCAGCGGAGAAGAUUAACUUUUAACAGCUACUGAGGCUGAUUGGAAAAGUUUUUUUUUUCGAUGUCGCACAGUUCUGACGAAAUAGUCGCGUCGACGCCAAGACAUUCCCUUAUUUGGACCCCCUUUGUUAGCAACGCCUGAACCUCUCAUCACAGAGCAACCAUUAAACUUCGUUAAUCGGUCUAAGAAAGUUCAGGCCCUCGCCCACCAGUUUAGUUUGAGGUGGAAAGAGGAAUAUUUGAAACAUUUACACAAUGGAAGUUUCCAGAGCGCGAGAUAUCCAUAGACAAUCUAGUUGUUGUUCGUCAUGACCAGCUUCCGCCAACGUCGUGGAAAUUAGGCCGUGUCGUAAAUGUUCAUCCGGUAACGUUCAAGUCGCGGACGUCCGAACCGAGAACGGCGUUGUAAGACGGUCCACCACCAAGUUGGGCCGAAGACGAUCUCUUGAACGUGGAUGACGGUAAUGCCACCCCGGAUUGUCCCCCCACUGAGACCACAUUGUCCGAAUCCUCUCGGGAUUCAUCUGCGGCCUCACACAAAUAUCGCCUUUGUGAUCGCUUGCACCCGCUUGAUAGAUGUAGCGACUUCCGAGUCAAAAAUGUUGACAUGCGACGUAGAAUUGUUGUUGAAUUUAAUGAUUGCAUACGGUGUUUAGCGAAAUCCCACCAAGUCAGGGACUGUCAAAGUAAAAGAAAGUGUGCCGUAUGCAACGAAGAUCGCCACAAUCUUCUUCACGUUGAUUUGAAGACCGUGGUUACACCCAUAAGUAAUAGUCGGCGUCAUCCGCAUACGGAUUAUAGGCACCGUUCGCGUCAUAGUCCAUACUAUCGUCCGACUGAAAAUGCUUCCCCCUCGCAUGUAGGACUGGUCAGCUUGAUGUCCCUCCAGUCUGGUAUCUGCCUUUCCCCGACUUUGUUAGCCAAAGUUGAUGCUUUUGGCCGUCCCUCUAUCGUGAUUGCGGUAUUGGACCAAUGUAGUAGGCAGAGUCAGAUAUGCUCCUCUCUGGUGCAUAGUAUUCGUAUCCCUACUUCUAGAAUCGAUGGUAGCCAUAUAUGUAGGCUUAAUCUCACCUCCAUAUACGACCGGAGUCAGUCCUUGUCAAUUGUGGCUGUGGUGACCCAUCUAGACCAUGCGCGUACGCCUACAGCGGCAAUCCCAGAGCGCAUAAAAGACUCCUUUCUUGGUCUUCCUUUGGCAGAGCCCGAUUUUAAUAGGCCUGGUCGGGUGGCCCUUGUACUUGGGCCGGAAGUCUAUUCCAGGGUCGUAACACAUCGGGUGCAUGGGACACCAGGGUUACCGAUAGCCCACUACACCAUAUUUAGGAGGGUAUUGUCGGGCAUAUGUAACAUAUAGUGUUACAAAAUGUUUUUUAAAGAAAACGAAUUGAAUUUAAAAUAAAGAAAAAAAGGGAAUUGAAUUGGAAAAAAAGUUGAAAAAUGUAAUUAUGUAUUGUAUUUUGGUUAAAACAUCUCAAUAUGUUGCCUAACUACUUGUAAAUGAUUAACAUCGUUGAAAUCUGUCAAUGUCAACAAAUUUCAACGAGUGGCGAAUGGCGCCAACGCCGCCUCACUUCAUGUUGGGAUCGUUGUUUUGUUGUUAAUCACUCUCUUCUUCUAUCGCCCCGAUACGAACGAAGGCUCUCUGCCCAAAAAGGUUUUGAAUCGAUGAUAUUGCAAACUCCACAACCUGUUGCAUUUCCAAUAACCGAAGCAUCGGUCGCCCCUAUUGACGUGCUAUUAGAUUUGAACUCGUUAAUUUUUCGAGGGCCUGGUAAGAGGGAUUUUCUGAAGUUGUCUAAUAUGUCUAAACUUUCCGUGCAGUUCAGCGAGUUCUUAUACAUUGGUAAAGGAUUAGUGUCCAUAAACAGGGAUUGAAGGUGUGACAUUGAUAGGACUGGCUACUGGAUGAUUGAUAAUGGUACGAGGAGCUGCUAUUUUGCUGUACUUUAUUUUAGUCAUUCUUCUGCUAUUUCAUCAUUAAAGUUUCUUAUAAUACGA
Messenger RNA from Musca domestica (house fly), 2875 nucleotides. RefSeq lists its product as uncharacterized. The coding region runs from base 2375 to 2752 and encodes 125 amino acids. NCBI's taxonomy places the organism in Eukaryota, Metazoa, Arthropoda, Insecta, Diptera, Muscidae. The record is from RefSeq and is a predicted model, not a curated record. The transcript has 4 exons.